AUGGCGGAAGUAUAUGAAGAAUUUGAGGAGGAGGAAGAGGAAGAGGAGGAGGAGAUUGUGGGAGAGUAUGUUGAGCAGACUACAACCACGCGGACUGUCACUGAGCACAAGACUCAGGUCUCUCAGUCCGGCUUGCCCACCAGGAGGGUCAGGAAGAAGGUGAAGGUGGACACCUCCAAGUUCAUGACUCCGUACCUGGCCCACAGCCAGAAGAUGCUGGAGCAGUUCAGCCACAUCAAAUAUAAAAAGGGUCACGACGAGCGCAAAGCCAAGUACACGUCCCUGGCCGAUCCCCCCGAGAUGGAACUGGCCAGGAAGGUGGCCAGUCAGCGCAGCGAUCUCAAAUACAAGGAGGACUACAACAAAAACGUGAAGGGUCAGUGGUGCGAGACGCCCUACUUCGACGUGGCCAUCGGCCGCAUGGCGAUGGACAACAUCAGCGAUAGGAAGUACACUCAACAGUACGAGGACACCAAAGACCAAAUCUACUUCAUGCAAACGGACACGCCCGUUUACGGCACCAAUAAGAAGGCUCGCAUCGCUGCCAGUGAGGUCCAAUACAAGAAAGAGUACGAGAAGUCGAAAGCCCAGUGCGACUACAACACGCUCCCGGCCACCGAGAACCCGCUGCUCCGGCAGCUCAGAUACGCCGGAACCAUCCUCAGUGAUAAAGUUUAUAAGGCCAGCUAUGAGAAGUCUCGGGGCUCCAGCAUCAACUACUGCGACACGCCGAAGUUCCAGAUGGACUCUGUGCUCAAACAGUUCAAUGAUGCACAUUACAAAGACAAGUAUGAGCAGCAGGUGAAGGGCCACUAUGUUGGCAGCUACGAGGACCUCUACAUGCUGCACUGCCAGAAGGUGGAGGAGAUGAAGAACGAGCAACUGUACAAAGCGGAGUAUGAAGACAUCAAAACCAGGUGCUUCUUCCCUCAAACGAUGACGCCUGAAUACGAAGUCACAAAGAAGCUCCAGCAGUGCAAAGACAAAACGUACCGGCAACAUCCGGACCAAGUGAAGUUCACGCAAGUGGAUGAUUCUCCUGUCCUCCUUCAAGCCAAAAUCAAUGCCAAACAGCUCAGUGACGUAAACUACAAGGCAAAGUACGAAGAGACAAAGUAUAAGGGUAACCUGCCCCCAGACUAUCCCUUCUUCAUCCAGUCCAGAGUUAAUGCUUACAACCUGAGCGACAAUUGCUACAAGUAUGAUUGGGAGAAAAGUAAAGCGAAGAAGUUUGAAAUCAAGGGAGACACCAUUUCCAUCCUGGCUGCUCGUGCUCACACAAACAUUGCCAGUGAUGUUAAGUACAAAAAGGCCUACGAGAAGAACAGGGGGCAGAUGGUCGGCGCCCUGAGCAUCAACGACGACCCCAAGAUCUUGCACUCCGUCCACGUGGCCAAAAUUCAGAGUGACCGCGAAUACAAGAAGGACUACGAAAAAAUAAAGACCAAGUACCACUCACCGCUGGACAUGAUUGCCACGACGUCGGCCAAGAAAUCCCAGGCGAUCGCCAGCAUGGCCGGAUACAGGAGCAUCAGCCACAACUACCUGCUCCCUUAUGACAGCGUGCUGCUCGACCUGGCCAAGAAGGCCAACAUCAUCCAGAGCGAUAACGAGUACAAGUCUGACUACAACAGCUACACCAAGGGUUCCCCAUGGGUGCCCUUUGGCUCCUUGGAGGUGGAGAAGGCCAAGAAGGCUGGAGAGAUUCUCAAUGAGAAAAAGUACAGGCAGCACCCAGACACGAUCCCCUUCACUUCCAUCGGCGACCAUCCUGUCAUGUUGCAGGCCAAAGUCAACCAGCUGCAGAGGAGUGAUCUGAUCUAUAAGAGAGGUCUCGAGGAGGUUCAUCAGAAGUACUCUCUGCCUCCUGAUAUUCCUGAGUUCCAGCAGGCCAAGUGCAACGCCUACAACAUCAGCCAGAACACUUACAAGGCUGCCUGGCACAAGCUCAUCGCUAAGGGUUACGACUUGAAGCCCAACGCAAUCUCCAUUAUUGCUGCUAAAGCAGCAAGACACGCUGCCAGUGAUAUCCAAUACAAAAAGGCCUAUGAGAAAGCGAGAGGCCACCACGUGGGCUUCCGCAGCAUCAAGGACGAUCCUCUGCUGGUCCACUACAUGGAAGUGGCCAAAAUGCAGAGCGAGAAGAACUACAAGAAAGACUACCACAAAAGCAAGCUGAAGUACCAGUCCCCAGUGGACAUGCUGAGUUUGGCUCAUGCCAAGCAGGCCACCAAAGUGCAGACCUUUGCUGGAUACAGGAAGCAACACCACACUUACUGCCUUCUGCCCGACGCCAUGAACCUCCAACUUGCCCGCACCAUGAACUACAACGCCAGUGAUAACAACUAUAAAAUGGAUUAUGAGACCUCGGUCAAGGGAAUUGGAUGGGUCCCGAUCGACUCCCUGGACGUGGAAAGGGCCAAGACGGCAGCAUCGGCUCUUGAUGAGAAAAAGUACCGGCAACACCCCUCUACGGUCAAAUUCACCAGCGUCACCGACUCCAUGAACAUGGAGUUGGCCAAGGCCAACGCCAAGAUAAUGAAUAUGAAAGAGUACAAAGCCAGUGGAGAGAAGUUCAUGCACACGUACCAUCUCCCAGCCGAUGCCCCCGAACUGAUGCAGGCCAGAUACAAUGCUGUGAACAUCAGCCAGAAUUAUUACACGCACGCUCAUCGUCAAGAUCUGCUCAAAGGACAUCAUGUGAAAGAGGACUCCAUUCCUAUUCUUGCAGCAAAAGCCUCCAGUCUCAUAGCCAGUGACUACAAGUAUAAACUGGCUUAUAAGAAGGCUAAAGGCCACCACGUUGGCCCACGCAGCAUCAAGGACGAUCCUCUGCUGACCCACUACAUGGAAGUGGCCAAGCUGCAGAGCGAUAAGAACUACAAGAAGGACUACCACAAGAGCAAGCUGAAGUAUCAGUCCCCAGUGGACAUGCUGAGUUUGGUGCACGCCAAGCAGGCCUCCGCCGUGCAGACGUAUGCCGGCUACAGGAAGAUCCCCCACAGCUUCUUCCUGCUUCCAGACAACUUGCAUCUACAGCUGUGCCGCAACAUGAUGACCAUUCAGAGUGAUAAUGUCUACAAGUCAGAUUACAACAAUUACUGCAAAGGUAUCGGCUGGGUGCCCAUCGGUUCGGUGGAUGUUGAGAAAGCCAAAACCGCCACGGCCGCCUUAAAUGAGAAAGGCUAUCGCCAGCAUCCCAGCACUUUCAACUUUACAAGCAAGACCGAUGCCAUGAACAUGGUCCUGGCUUUAAGCAACAGCAAACAGAUGGACCAAACUUCUUACAAGGCCUCUGGUGAGAAAUUCAUGCACACCUACAAUCUCCCAGCUGACAGCCCAGAGUUCCUCCAGGCUAAAUUCAAUUCUCAGACCAUGAGUGAGAGUCACUACAAGCACAAGUGGCUGGAAGAUAUUGCCAAGGGAUACGACCUGAAACCCGAUGCCAUUUCUAUUCUGCAUGCUAAACACGGCAGACAUAUUGCCAGCAACGUUGAGUAUAAAAAGGCUUACGAGAAGGCAAGAGGCCACCAUGUUGGCUUCCGCAGCAUCAAGGACGAUCCUCUGCUGGUCCACUACAUGGAGGUGGCCAAGAUGCAGAGCGAGAAGAACUACAAGAAGGACUACCACAAGAGCAAGCUGAAGUAUCAGUCCCCAGUGGACAUGCUGAGUUUGGCUCAUGCCAAGCAGGCCUCUGCCGUGCAGACGUAUGCCGGCUACAGGAAGAUCCCCCACAGCUUCUUCCUGCUUCCAGACAACUUACACUUACAGCUGUGUCGAAACAUGAAUAUCCAGUCAAGUGAUGUCAAUUACAAAUCUGAAUGGAACAACUAUGUCAGGGGUAUGGGAUGGGUCCCUAUUGGUUCGAUCGGAGUUGAAACAGCCAAACUUGGCGGUGAUAUUCAGAGUGAGAAGAAGUAUCGCACUCAUCCAUCCAAUUUCAAAUUCAGCAAACUGAUGGACUCCAUGGACCUGACGCUAGCGACAGCCAACAACAAGAUCAUGAACAAGAAAGCGUACACUUCUGCUUGGGAGAAGGACAAAUUGACCGUUCAUGUCAUGCCCGACGCUCCCGAGAUUGUCCUUGCCAAGGCUAACUCUCUGAACAUGAGCAAUAAACUCUACAAAGCAGGUGUUGUGGAGAUGGCUAAUAAGGGCUACAACCUCAAAGCAGACGCCGUAUCAAUUUUGGCUGCAAAGUCUGGUACUAACAUUGCCAGUAAUUACAAGUAUAAAUUGGCCUAUGAGAAGGCGAGAGGCCACCACGUGGGCUUCCGCAGCAUCAAGGACGAUCCUCUGCUGGUCCACUACAUGGAAGUGGCCAAGAUGCAGAGCGAGAAGAACUACAAGAAGGACUACCACAAGGCCAAGCUGAAGUAUCAGUCCCCAGUGGACAUGAUGAGUUUGAUCCAUGCCAAGAAGGCCUCUGCUGCUCAGACAAUGGCGGGAUAUAGACAGAUCCAGCACACUAACACUCUCCUACCUGAUGCUAUGAACCUACAGCUGGCACGCACCAUGAACGUCCAAUCUAGUGAUUGGAACUACAAGUCAGAAUGGAACAACUAUAUCAGGGGUAUUGGAUGGGUCCCAAUCGGUUCGAUUGGAGUCGAGACCGCUAAACUUGGCAGCCAAAUCCUGAGUGACAGCAAGUAUCGCACUCAUCCAUCCAAUUUCAAAUUCAGCAAACUGAUGGACUCCAUGGACUUGACGCUAGCGACAGCCAACAACAAGAUCAUGAACAAGCAAGCCUACACCUCAGCCUGGGAAAAGGACAAACUGACAGUGCACGUCAUGCCCGAUGCCCCCGAGAUUGUCCUGGCUAAGGCUAACUCCCUCAACAUGAGCAACAAACUCUACAAAGCAGGUGUUGUGGAGAUGGCAAAUAAGGGAUACCACCUCAAAGGAGAUGCCAUAUCAAUUUUGGCUGCCAAGUCUGGUACCACUAUUGCCAGCGAUUACAAGUACAAGUUGGCUUAUGAGAAGGCAAGGGGCCACCACGUGGGCUUCCGCAGCAUCAAGGACGAUCCUCUGCUGGUCCACUACAUGGAAUUGGCCAAGCUGCAGAGCGAUAAGAACUACAAGAAAGACUACCACAAGAGCAAGCUGAAGUAUCAGUCCCCAGUGGACAUGAUGAGUUUGAUCCAUGCCAAGAAGGCCACUGCUGCCCAGACUAUGGCGGGAUAUAAGAAGCUGAUCCCCCACUACACUGUGCUGCCAGAUGCCAUGAACCUGGUGCUGGCUCGCAACAUGCAGUUCAUCGCCAGUGAUAACCAGUAUAAGAAAGAUUACGACAGCUACGUAAAAGGAGUGGGAUGGGUUCCCAUUGGCUCGAUUGACGUUGAGUUGGCAAAAACAGCUGGAAAAGCUUUAAAUGAGAAACUCUACAGACAACCUCCUGCCAACUUCAAAUUCACCAAAGACAUGCACUCUAUGGAUCUGACUCUGGCCGCAGCCAACAACCGCAUUAUGGAUAAGCAAUCGUACACCAAAGCCUGGGAUGGAGACAAGACUACCAUCCACAUUAUGCCGGACGCGAUGAGCAUUGCUCUGGCCAGAGAUAAUAAGAAAAACUUCAGCGAGAAACUAUACAAGUUGGAUAACGAGCUGUCCAAGAAGAAGGGCCAUCAUGUCUUUGGUGAUGCCAUUCCAAUCCUGGCUGCCAAAGCAUCCACUGUUAUUGCCAGUGAUUACAAGUACAAGACUGGGUACCGGAAGCAGGUGGGCCACCACAUCGGAGCCCGCAGCAUCCAGGACGACCCGCUGCUCAUGCUGGCUCUGAACUCAGCCAGGAUCGCCAGUGAUGCUCUGUACAAGAAGGACUUCAACCAGUCCAAGACCAAGUUCAACCUGCCCGUGGACAUGCUGGCCUUUGAGCUGGCCAAGAAGAACCAGAUCCAGGUCAACCACGCCAACUACAUCACCCGCCUGCACAACUGGACCUGCCUGCCCGACUCCAACGACGUGGUCCAGGCCCGGCACGCCUAUAACAUCCAGAGUGAUGCUGUGUACAAGGAGGAUCUGAAGAUGCUUCAGGGUGUUGGCUGGGUACCAAUUGGUUCGCUGGAUGUUGAGAAGGCAAAGAAAGCAAGUGAAAUCCUGAGUGAGCAGAGGUAUCGCCAGCAUCCCAGCAACUUCAGCUUCAAAUUGACGACGGAGGACAUGCCCAUAGUAUUAGCUAAGGCCAACAAUCAGGUUAUGAACAAGAGCGCUUACAUUGAAGCCUGGCAGAAAGAUAAAACCACCGUUCAUGUCAUGCCGGAUGCUAUGGACAUCCUCCUGGCCAAAGCUAACAAGGUCACCUACAGCGAGAACAAGUAUAAACAGGCAUACGAAGAAGCCAAGAAGAAGGGUUACGACCUACGAAAUGAUGCCAUUUCCAUCAUUGCAGCAAAGGCUAACAGGGAUAUUGCCAGUGAUUACAAAUACAAGACUGGGUACCGUAAGCAGGUGGGUCACCACAUCGGAGCCCGCAGCAUCCAGGACGACCCGCUGCUCAUGCUGGCUCUGAACUCAGCCAGGAUCGCCAGCGAUGCUCUGUACAAGAAGGACUUCAACCAGUCCAAGACCAAGUUCAACCUGCCUGUGGACAUGCUGGCCUUUGAGCUGGCCAAGAAGAACCAGAUCCAGGUCAACCACGCCAACUACAUCACUCGCCUGCACAACUGGACCUGCCUGCCCGACUCCAACGACGUGGUCCAGGCCCGGCACGCCUACAACAUCCAGAGUGAUGCUGUGUACAAGGAGGAUCUGAAGAUGCUUCAGGGCGUUGGCUGGGUACCAAUCGGUUCGCUGGAUGUUGAGAAGGCAAAGAAAGCCAGCGAGAUCUUGAGCGAGCAGAAGUAUCGCCAGCCUCCCUGCAACUUCAGCUUCAAAAUGACGACGGAGGACAUGCCCAUAGUAUUAGCUAAGGCCAACAAUCAGGUUAUGAACAAGAAAGCAUAUCAUGAAAACUGGGACAACGUGAAGACACAGAUUCACAUCAUGCCUGAUGCCAUGGAUGUACUUCUGGCCAAGGUGAACAGUGUCAACUACAGCUUGAAAAAGUACAAACAGGCACAUGAAGACUCCAAGAAGAAGGGCUACGAUCUGCGCAACGAUGCCAUCUCCAUCCUCGCAGCCAGAGCGUCCAGAGACAUCGCCAGUGAUUACAAGUACAAGACAGGGUACCGGAAGCAGGUGGGCCACCACAUCGGAGCCCGCAACAUCCAGGAGGACCCUCUGAUCAUGCUGGCCCUGAACUCAGCCAGGAUCGCCAGCGAUGCUCUGUACAAGAAGGACUUCAACAAGUCCAAGACCAAGUUCAACCUGCCCGUGGACAUGUUGGUUCUUGAGCUGGCCAAGAAGUGCCAGAUCCAGGUCAACCACGCCAACUACAUCACCCGCCUGCAUAACUGGACCUGCCUGCCCGACUCCAACGACGUGGUCCUGGCCCGGAAAGCCUACGACUUGCAGAGCGAUGCUGUGUACAAGGAGGAUUGGAAGUUGCAGCAGGGUGUUGGCUGGGUGCCAAUCGGUUCGCUGGAUGUUGAGAAGGCAAAGAAAGCCAGCGAGAUCCUAAGCGAGCAGAAGUAUCGCCAGCAUCCCAGCAAUUACAAAUUCAAAAUAACAACCGAGGACAUACCCAUGGCAUUAGCUAAGGCUAAUAAUCAGGUUAUGAACAAGAAAGCAUACACUGAAGUCUGGGAAAAGGAGAAGACAAAGGUCCACGUCAUGCCAGAUGCUAUGGAUGUUCUCCUGGCCAAAGCAAACAAUGUCAUCUAUAGUGAUAAAAAAUAUAAGCAGGUGUAUGAAGAUGCUAAGAAGAAGGGUUACGAUCUGCGCAAUGAUGCCAUCUCCAUUAUCGCAGCGAGAGCAAACAGGGACAUCGCCAGUGAUUACAAGACUGGGUACCGGAAGCAAGUGGGUCACCACAUCGGAGCCCGCAGCGUCCAGGACGACCCGCUGCUCAUGCUGGCCCUGAACUCAGCCCGGAUCGCCAGCGAUGCUCUGUACAAGAAGGACUUCAACCAGUCCAAGACCAAGUUCAACCUGCCCGUGGACAUGCUGGCCUUUGAGCUGGCCAAGAAGAACCAGAUCCAGGUCAACCACGCCAACUACAUCACCCGCCUGCACAACUGGACCUGCCUGCCCGACUCCAACGAUGUAGUCCAGGCCCGGAAAGCCUACGACCUGCAGAGCGAUGCCGUCUACAAAGCUGACCUGAAGUGGCUCCAGGGCAUUGGCUGGGUGCCCAUUGGCUCAGUUGAUGUGGAGAAGGCCAAGAAGGCCGGAGAAGCUUUGAACGAACAGAAGUAUCGCCAGCACCCGAGCACCCUUCCAUUCACCAGAACUACAGAUGCCAUCGACCUUGUGCUGGCAAAGAAUAACGCCCUGACUAUGAACAAGCGCCUCUACACUGAGGCAUGGGAGAAGGAUAAGAUCAACCUGCACAUCAAGCCUGACACACCCGAGAUUGUCCUUGCUCAGCAGAACGCUGUCACCAUGAGCCAGAAACUGUAUCGUCAAGGCUUUGAUGAAACCAUCAAGAAGGGCUAUGUCCUUCCUGGAGAUGCAGUCUCUGUCAAGUUGGCCAAGGCCUCUAGGGACAUCAUCAGUGAUUACAAGUACAAGACUGGGUACCGGAAGCAGGUGGGCCACCACAUCGGAGCCCGCUGUGUCCAGGAGGACCCUCUGAUCAUGCUGGCCCUGAACUCAGCCAAGAUCGCCAGCGAUGCUCUGUACAAGAAGGACUUCAACAAGUCCAAGACCAAGUUCAACCUGCCCGUGGACAUGUUGAGUCUUGAGCUGGCCAAGAAGUGCCAGAUCCAGGUCAACCACGCCAACUACAUCACCCGCCUGCACCAGUGGACCUGCCUGCCCGACUCCAACGAUGUGGUCCAGGCCCGGAAGGCCUACGACCUGCAGAGCGAUGCCGUGUACAAAGCUGACAAGGAUGAGGUUAUUGGCGUGGGAUGGAUCCCCAUCGGCUCUGUGGAUGUGAUGAAGGCCAAACAAGCAGGAAAAAUCCUCAACGAACGCCUCUACAGGCAGAGCCCAAACACUCUGAAAUUCAAAACCGACAUGAAUGCCAUGUCCAUGGUCUUAGCUAAAGCAAACGCUGAAGUCAUGAAUAAGAAAAAUUACAUUGCUGCAUGGGAGGCUGAUAAAAUUAAGACCCAUGUGACGACUGACCUUCCCGAGCUGGUGCUGGCUAAAGCCAAUGCCUACAACAACAGCAAGAAACUAUACAGGGAAGCUGUUGAGGAGAUGUUCAAAAAGGGCUAUGACAUAAGGGCAGACGCUGUCUCCAUCAAAGCAGCCAAACAUGGAAGAGAGAUCAUCAGUGACUACAAGUACAAGACUGGGUACCGUAAGCAGGUGGGUCACCACAUCGGAGCCCGCUGUGUCCAGGAGGACCCUCUGAUCAUGCUGGCCCUGAACUCAGCCAGGAUCGCCAGCGAUGCUCUGUACAAGAAGGACUUCAACAAGUCCAAGACCAAGUUCAACCUGCCCGUGGACAUGCUGAAUCUUGAGCUUGCCAAGAAGUGCCAGAUUCAGGUCAACGAUUUCAACUACAGGACUCGUCUGCACAACUGGACGUGCCUGCCCGACUCCAACGACGUGGUCCAGGCCCGGAAAGCCUACGACCUGCAGAGCGAUGCUGUGUACAAAGCUGACAUGGAGUGGGUCAAGGGAAUGGGAUGGGUGCCAAUUGGUUCAGUCGAUGUGGAGAAAGCCAAGAAAGCAGGAGAGAUUCUGAGCGAAAGGAAGUACCGCCAGCACCCCUGCAACUUCAAGUUCACAGCCAGUACAUCUGACAUACCAUAUGCUCUGGCUCAGGCCAACGCUCAGGUUAUGAACAAGAAAGCAUACAUUGACGCCUGGGAAAAGGAUAAGAUCAACAUCCACGUCCUAUCAGACACUCCAGAGAUCAUCCUGGCAAAGGCGAACAAACUCAACACCAGUCUGAAAUAUUAUCGUGAAGGUUAUAUGGACACCAUCAACAAAGGCUACAUCCUUCCCAAGGAUGCCAUUUCUGUCUUGGCAGCCAGGGCACACCGAGACAUCGUCAGCGAUUACAAGUACAAGGCCGGUUUCCGCAAGCAGUGCGGCCAUCACAUCGGUGCCCUCAGCGUCAAAGACGACCCCCUGAUUAUGCUGGCCGCCAAUGCCGCCAGGAUCUCCAGUGACAACAUUUAUAAGAAAGAUUUCAACAAGAACAAGACCAAGUUCAACCUCCCGGUCGACAUGCUGACCAUCGAGCUGGCCAAGAAAUGCCAGACUCAAGUCAACGACUUCAACUACAGGACUCACCUGCACAACUGGACGUGCCUGCCCGACUCCAACGACGUGGUCCAGGCUAGAAAAGUCUACAACCUCCAGAGCGAUGCUGUUUACAAAGCAGACCUGGAGUGGCUGAGGGGAUGUGGCUGGUCGCCUCAGGACUCUGUGGAUGUCAUCAAAGUUAGAAAUGCUCAGAAAGUCAUCAACGAAAGGCUGUACCGCCAGCCCCCAAGCACCAUCAGUUUCACCAGCGUGGUCGAUCUCCCGGCGAUUGUCUUAUCCAAGCAAAAUGCCGACAACCUGAGCAACUCGAAAUACAGGGAACUCUGGGAUAAGGAGAAGGUCAACUUCCAUAUACCAAAAAAUGCUCCAAGCUUUGAACUGGCCAAAGCAAAUGCUAUCACAAUCAGCAACAAACUGUACACAAAGGCGUGGGACGACCAGAAAGCGAAAGGCUACCACAUCAAGGAGGAUGCUAUCUCUGUCCUGAAAGCCCGAGCUUCCAGAGAUAUCGUUAGCGAUUACAAAUACAAGACAGGGUACCGGAAGCAGGUGGGCCACCACAUCGGAGCCCGCUGUGUCCAGGAGGACCCUCUGAUCAUGCUGGCCAUGAACUCAGCCAGGAUCGCCAGCGAUGCUCUGUACAAGAAGGACUUCAACAAGUCCAAGACCAAGUUCAACCUGCCCGUGGACAUGCUGAGCCUUGAGCUGGCCAAGAAGUGCCAGAUCCAGGUCAACCACGCCAACUACAUCACCCGCCUGCACCAGUGGACGUGCCUGCCCGACUCCAACGACGUGGUCCAGGCCCGGAAGGCCUACGACCUGCAGAGCGAUGCUGUGUACAAAGCCGAUAUGGAGUGGCUGCGGGGCUGUGGGUGGAUGCCACACGAGAGUGUGGAUGUCAUGAAGGUGAAGCAUGCACAGAAGGUCCUCGCCGAGAGGGGCUACCGUGUCAAGCUGGAUGAACAGAAGUUCACAUGUCCUACAGACAGGAUUGAUAUGGUCCUUGCCAAGAAUGCUGCCGACGUCCUGAACGAGGCCAAAUAUCGUGAGGCUUGGCACCAGGAUAAGACGAAGUACACUCUGUCGGACACUCCAGGUUUCGCCACAGCCAGAGAGGUGGCUAAAAACGUUCACCCGAAACUGUACACGGACGCCUGGGACAAGGUGAAGUCCACAGGAUACUUCAUACCUGCAGAUGCUGUGCCCAUCAAACAGUGCAUCCACACAACUAAAGUGCAAAGUAAUCAUAAGUACCUGGAAAGUUACCGGAAGCAGGUGGGUCACCACAUCGGAGCCCUUAGCGUGCAGGACGACCCGCUGCUCAUGCUGGCUCUGAACUCAGCCAAGAUCGCCAGCGAUGCUCUGUACAAGAAGGACUUCAACAAGUCCAAGACCAAGUUCAACCUGCCCGUGGACAUGCUGCAGUUUGAGCUGGCCAAGAAGUGCCAGAGGCAAGUGAAUGACGACAACUACAGAACCCGCCUGCACAACUGGACCUGCAUGCCCGACUCCAACGACGUCAUCCAGGCCCGCAAAGCCUACGACCUGCAGAGCGAUGUCGUGUACAAGGCUGACAUGGAAUGGAUUCGCGGCUGCGGGUGGGUGGCAGCUGACUCUGUUGAACACGUCAAAGUCAAGAAGGCCCAGCACAUUCUUAACGAGAGGCUUUACAAGAAGGACGCCGUCGACCAGUUUGCGAAAUUCACCCUGGUCGUGGACCGUCCCGAGAUCGUCUUGGCUAAAGUGAAUGCUGCCAACCUCAGCGAUCUGAAAUACAAAGAGACCUUCAAUGCAGAAAAGGGUCAGUAUAUCGGUUCUGAGGAUACACCCCAGCUGGCGCACAGCAGGGAGGUGGCAAAGAUCAUCAGUGAGAAACACUACAAAUUGCAAUGGGACGAGUCCAAGGCCGCAGGGUAUAAGCUGGAUCAGGCAUACAUCCCGCUUCUCAGGGGCAAGCAUGGCAGGACGAUCGCUAGCGAUGUGAAAUACAAGGAGAUACAUGAGAAAGCCAAGGGUCACUACAUGGCUGGAACCCUGGUGGACUUCCCUGAGGUGAUGCGCUGUGGAGGACAGGAGAAGAACAAAGGACUGAGAGUCUACCAGAAGGACUACCAUCAAACCAAGACCAAGAUCCACCUCCCACCCGACAUCAUCGCCAACAAGGUGGCUAAGAAGUGCCAGGACAUGUUGAGCGACGUCCUAUACCGCACAUACCUGCACCAGUGGACCUGCCACCCCGAACAGGAGGACGCCAUUCGCGCCCGCAAGACCAAUGAAAUUCUCAGUGAUGUUUUCUACAAAGACGACCUGAACUGGAUGAAGGGUAUCGGCUGCUAUGUCUGGGACACGCCGGAAAUCAUCCGAGCCAAGAAGUCCUACGAGCUGCAGAGCGAACUGAAAUACAGAGUGGACGCCAAGAAGGAAUUCAACAACUACUCCAUAGUGACAGACACUCCGGAGUAUGUGACGGCUGUCCUGGGUCACACCUGGGCCAGUGAGCUCAGCUACCGGGAGGCGUACCACAAGGAGAAGCACCUGUACACCACCGUUCUGGACACCUACGACUACGCCAGGUGCCACAACUUCAAGCACUUCUUCAGCAACAAAAACUACACGGCCGCCUGGGAUAAGAUCAAAGCCAAGGGCUACCAAAUCCCUCACGACUCGCACGCCAUGGAGCACGCCAAACACCAGAAGGUCAUCCUCAGCCAUGUGAAGUACAAGGAGGAUUACGAGAAGUUCAAAACCCUUUACAGUCUUCCCAAGUCCCUGGAAGACGAUCCUGCCACUGCCCGCUGUGUCAAAGCCGGAAAGCUGGUGCUGGAUCGCCUGUACAAGGAGAACUACGAGAAGACCAAGGCCAAGAACCACAUCCCCCCGGACAUGCUGGAAAUCCUGUCUGCUCGCAACACCCAGUCCACCGUCAGCGGGAUCAACUACCGCAAGUACCUGCACCAGUGGAUCUGCAUGCCCGACAUGCAGGUGUACGUCCAGGCUCGCAAAGUCAACGAGCAGCUCAGUGACGUCUUCUACAAGGACGACCUGAACUGGCUCAAAGGAAUUGGUUGCUACGCCUGGGACACCCCAGAGAUCCUGAGGGUUAAGCACGCUGGUGACCUCCAGAGCGAGAUUAAGUACAGAGCCAAAGGCAUCGAGGCGUUCAAGGAGUACUCUGUGGUGACGGAGACUCCAGUGUACGAGACGGCCAAGCAGAACGCCCAGAACCUGAGUGAUCUCAACUACCGUCAAGAUUACAACGCCAAUAUCAAGGGAACCAACAGCUCGCCUGCUGUCACCGUCGAGACAGAAAGAGCCCGGAUGGCCAACUACAUCCAGAGUGACGCUAAAAGAUAG
Molecule: messenger RNA, 13620 nt
Organism: Menidia menidia (Atlantic silverside)
Lineage: Eukaryota; Metazoa; Chordata; Actinopteri; Atheriniformes; Atherinopsidae
Source: the annotation of a GenBank genome assembly